AUGUCGCUCGCAUUAGGAAAGCGCAAGCGCGCAGUAACAUCUAAAACAACACUUCCGUCCAAGAAAGCCACCCUCGCGAAAUCAGCCCCAACACCACCUGCGGCGCCAGAACCAGAAUCCGAUGCAGAAGACAGAGAAGCGCUGAACGAGGCAUUUCGUCGCGCAUUCGAGAAGCGAUUCAAAGCGAUCGAAGAGGACAAGCCCGAAGAAGUCGAAGAUGAAGAGGAGGAACUAGACGAGGACGAGGAUGAGGACUGGGAUGGCCUAUCAGAAGAGGACGAGGACGACGAAGACGAGGUCGAAGUGGUCGAGCACAACAUGUCCAAUUUCUCGCGCGAACGAGCAGACAAAGCUGCAUUGAAAGCAUUCAUGUCCUCCAAACCACCCACCUCCACAGACUCACCAAGCACAACAACCAAACAACCCUCGAAAAAGAAAGACGAAGACACCGAAGGCGGCACCACAGAACAAGAAAACCUCAAAGACGAUCUCGCCCUGCAACGCCUGCUCAAAGAAUCUCAUCUGCUAGACGCAACAUCCCUCUCUACUGAUCCCUCUGGCAAAAACCGACACAAAGCCACCGAUCUGCGACUCCUCGAACUCGGCUCCAAGACUUCGAUUUUUGCACAGAAGAAUAUGCCUAAACAUCAACGGGUGGGUAUUCAGAAGAAGAAGGAGAGUAAAGAGUUUGAGAGGAGGAGGGAGGCCAAGGAGAAUGGUAUUGUGCUUGAAAGGGUCAGAAGAGAGGGGACUGAUGGUAAGGGAGGUGGCUUUGGGGGUGGUGAUAGGAGGGAGAGAGGUAUUGGAAACCCGAGUGUGGGCAAAUUCAGUGGUGGCACGUUGAGGUUGAGCAAGAGAGAUGUGGAUGGUAUCACUGGGCCGAAGAGCAGUGGAAGAGGAGGAAGAGGAGUACGCAACGCCGUCUAUAUCGCCGUUGCUGCCAAAAGCAAUACUGCUGCUUCCUCAAAUAUCCAUACCGGAGAGCUCUGGUUCCCGAGCUUGCAACACAGACGUACCCACCAGCAGCGCAGCCACCGCAUUCACGAUGGAUCUACCGGUAGCUGA
Molecule: messenger RNA, 1065 nt
Organism: Aureobasidium namibiae CBS 147.97
Lineage: Eukaryota; Fungi; Ascomycota; Dothideomycetes; Dothideales; Saccotheciaceae
Exons: 3
Coding region: 1-1065 (354 amino acids)
Biological process (GO): maturation of SSU-rRNA from tricistronic rRNA transcript (SSU-rRNA, 5.8S rRNA, LSU-rRNA)
Cellular component (GO): nucleolus
Source: RefSeq, a predicted model, not a curated record